Didymella exigua CBS 183.55 is the source of this 2448-nucleotide messenger RNA. Its product is annotated as long-chain fatty acid transport protein 3. NCBI's taxonomy places the organism in Eukaryota, Fungi, Ascomycota, Dothideomycetes, Pleosporales, Didymellaceae. The transcript is spliced from 3 exons. The record is from RefSeq and is a predicted model, not a curated record. Gene Ontology annotation, molecular function: long-chain fatty acid transmembrane transporter activity; long-chain fatty acid-CoA ligase activity. Bases 144 to 2306 code for a protein of 720 amino acids.
CUUCAGCUACGUACAGCAGCAAAUUCAAUUCCGAACAUGACCAUCGAACUACCGGCCUCACUCAAAGCUUCGGGAGUCGCUCAAGGCAAAUGUGGAGACGCCAGAUGCCGUUGUUAACCUAUUCGGGCGUAGCGGCCGCAGCCAUGCUCCCCUCGGUCGUCGGCAAUGGGUCACGUUGGCUCGCCGUUGCAAGUCAAUUAAGAGCUGCGGAACCCUCCAAGAAGCGUUCCGAGCUGAGUUUAUAUCUCUACGUCCUGUACAAGUAUCUCUUGCGUUUCUGUAUAGCUUUGUGUAGGUCGAAGUUUGCCAGCAUUCGCAAGUCACGCAAUCUGCUACACACCGCAACAAUGGCUCUCGUCCCCGUCGCAGGCGCUGUCGCCAGCGCAACAGCCGCCGCCGCAUACAUUGACGCAAAAUACCACCUCACAAAAGACAUCCGCUCGAUCCUCGGCGCACGGGCAAACCAAAAAGCCCUCGACCGCAAUGCUGCCGGGCGGGGCCAGUCGCUCUGGUACCAGUUUGAGUCGCAAGUGCACCGUCUCCCCUCCGACGCGCAGUGCAUCUGGAGCCGCACGGGGUGCUAUACGUGGGCCGAGACGUACGUAAAUGCAUGCCGGUAUGGACAGUUUAUGCUGCAGCAGGGUGUCCAGCCGGGCAAGCUGGUGGCGCAGUAUAUGAUGAAUCGCCCAGAGUUUUUGUUUGUGCAUUUGGGCAGCUGGGCGAUUGGGAGUGCGCCUGCGUGGAUCAAUUACAACUUGGCUGGUGAUGCGCUGGUGCAUUGUCUGAAAGUCGCUGAGGCGAAGGUCAUCAUUGUCGAUGAGGAUGAGGAGUGCAGGAAGAGGAUUGAGGAGGUCAGAGAUCGAUUGGAGGGCGAGCUGGGGAUGAAGAUUGUGGUGCUGGACCAGGCGCAGAAGGGCAAGAUCUCGAGACUCGAGCCCACGAGGCCGGGCGAUGAGCUGAGGGUUGGCGCGAAGGGGAAGUUCCCGCUGUUCUUGUUCUACACAAGCGGCACCACCGGUCAUCCCAAAGCAUGUCCCUUCGAGACUCAAAGAGCGGCAGGCCUCACAGGCAGAGUCGGCGCCAUGGGCCUCAAGCCCGGCCCCAACGGCGACAGAUGGUACGUCUGCAUGCCGCUCUACCACGGCACCGGCGGUACUACAGGACUCGUCUGCAUGGUGACCGGCAUCACAUGCUGUAUCGGCACCAAAUUCUCCACCUCACGCUUCUGGACCGACGUGCGCGACAGCCGCUCGACAGCCAUUGUCUACGUCGGCGAAACCGCGCGCUACCUGAUCAACACACCUCCCAGCCCACUCGACAAACAACACAACGUCCGCGCCAUGUUCGGCAACGGCCUGAGACCAGACGUGUGGCAUCGCUUCGUCGACCGCUUCGGCAUCGAAGUCGUCGGCGAGUUCUUCAACAGCACCGAAGGCGUCAUGGCGCUCUUCAACGGCAGUCGUGGCCCCUUCACAGCAACUUCCGUCGGCCACCAAGGCCUGAUCGACCGCUGGCGCUUCCACAACACCUACGUGCCUGUUGCUGUGGAUAUCGUGACUGGCGAGCUCAUCCGCGAUCCCAAGACAGGGUUCUGCAAGCGCAAGAGCUACGAGGAAGGCAGCGAGAUCUUCGUUGCGAUGCCUCAUGAGAGCGCAUUUGUAGGGUACUACAACAACCCUGACGCCACAGCGAAGCGCUUCGAGCGCAACGUCUUCAAGAAGGGCGACCUGUACUACCGCACCGGCGACGCCUUACGGCGCGAUGCCGACGGGCGCUGGUUCUUCAUGGACCGACUGGGCGAUACAUUCCGCUGGAAAUCCGAGAACGUAUCCACCGCCGAGGUCGCUGAGGCGCUUGGCUCGUUCCCCGGCGUCAGCGAGGCCAACGUCUACGGUGUCGAGGUCCCCGGUCACGACGGCCGAGCCGGCUGCGCGGCGAUCAACAUCACCGAGCCCUUCGAUUUCGGCGGCUUGCUCGCUCACGCCCGCAAGAAGCUGCCCAAGUACGCGGUCCCGGUGUUUCUGCGUGUGCUGAAGAAGCAGACCAGUAUGCACAAUAACAAGCAGAACAAAGUCCCGCUCAGGAAUGAUGGGAUCGAUCUCAGGAAGCUGCAGGAGAGAGCGGAUAAGGAGGCGCAAGAGAAUGGAGAGGACGUUGAGUAUGACACGCUGUACUGGCAUCCUGCGGCGCUGGCAGCACACUCGGGGCUCGUCAAGGAGGACGGGGGGUAUGUUGUGUUUACCAUGGCGGACUGGGAUCAGUUGCGGGCGAACGCCGGGGCUGGCAGUGUCGAGGCGAAGCUGUAAGGCUGCUUUGCUAUGUCUUGCUGUCUCUUGGGACAGAACUAUUGUCAAUUAGCGAGGUUCUAGGUAUUCGAUUGUAAGAUCUCACGUGCUGAAUUUUACUUCUCUGGAGCGUCUCUUGCUGCUGACGACGAAGGGUGCAGGC